Molecule: messenger RNA, 1690 nt
Organism: Cucumis sativus (cucumber)
Lineage: Eukaryota; Viridiplantae; Streptophyta; Magnoliopsida; Cucurbitales; Cucurbitaceae
Product: mitochondrial substrate carrier family protein ucpB
Exons: 9
Coding region: 117-971 (284 amino acids)
Biological process (GO): transmembrane transport
Source: RefSeq, a predicted model, not a curated record
AAAAUGUUGAUUAUUUAAACUAGAAGAGGUGAACUGAGAAAAUAAGAACAUGUCCACUAUAUAAAUAACAAUGUGGGUGAAGCUGCAGCUUUCCAUUUUCUCUAACAAAGAGGGUAAUGGUUAACAAAUCUUCUUCUCCCCAAGAAUCCUCCAUUUCAGGAGUUUUGCCGCGCAAUGAGAGACGGAAUUGGGCAGCUUCUCCCUCUGAUGUUCUUAAUCAUUUUGGAACCAGCGGCCUCUCCGUCGCCAUCGCCACCGCCGUUACUCACCCUUUAGAUGUACUUAAAGUUAGGUUGCAAAUGCAACUUGUGGGGCAGAGGGGGCCUUUGAUUGGAAUGGGACAAGUAUUUGUGCAACUGUUGAAUAAUGAAGGGCCAAAGUCUUUGUAUUUGGGGUUAUCACCAGCUCUGACAAGAUCAGUUCUCUAUGGAGGUCUCCGUCUAGGUUUAUAUGAACCAUCAAAGCAUGCUUCUGAUCUGCUUUUUGGGUCUACUAAUAUAUUUGUUAAGAUUGGAGCUGGAGCAAUUGCUGGUGCAGUUGCAACUGCUCUAACCAAUCCAGUUGAAGUUCUCAAGGUGCGAUUACAGAUGAAUCCAAACUCAACCAAAGGACCAAUGAAAGAAAUGUCCAGAAUUGUUUCUGAGGAGGGACUAAAAGCUCUUUGGAAGGGUGUUGGUCCUGCUAUGGCCAGAGCAGGUGCUUUGACAGCAUCUCAGCUGGCGACAUAUGAUGAAUCAAAGCAGCUUUUAGUUAAGUGGACGCCCUUACAAGAAGGAUUUUCUUUGCAUCUCAUCUCAAGUACAGUAGCUGGAGUGGUGAGUACUCUCAUGACAACGCCUAUUGACAUGAUUAAAACACGUCUUAUGUUACAACGUGAGUCUAAAAGAGUUGGAAAUUACAAGAACGGACUACAUUGUGCAUAUCAGAUUGUCUCAUCAUGGAUUUAUGGAAUUAAUUUCAGAUUGUGCUAACUGAAGGGCCUUUGGCACUUUACAAGGGGGGCCUAGCCAUUUUUGCAAGAUUGGGUCCACAAACCACAAUCACAUUCAUAGUCUGUGAGAAGUUACGCCAGCUUGCAGGAUUAAAUGCAAUCUAGACGUAAAUCCAACUAUAUAGUUCCAACUUCAAGUGACAAACAUUUAAUCUCUUUUUCACCCCCUCCAACCAAAAAAAAAAAAAAGAAAGAAGAAGAAGAAGAAGAAGAAAGGUGAUAAAAGACAUCUCCUAUUUAUUGAAUUGCUGAUCUACCCCUCGUAUUAUUUCUAUUUGGUCAAUUGUUUACCCCCUUGAGGAAUCCGUUUCCACCCCAUUUCUUUCUCAACCGAGGCCCUUAGGUACCCGGUCACCCAUCGGUCAUUGGGGAGGCUCCUAUGAGCUUCAAGAGACAAUAAGAAUUUUAAAAUACCUAGUUUUUCAUCUAGUGGUUAAACUCGAAGUCUAGGCCACCUCGAUGUGCACUUAUUAUACAGAAUUGUUCUUCCGAUUGAAUUCCAGAUUGAUUAUAUUCUUAAGAUUAUUAUAUCCCUUGGAAAGGGUCAGAAUUGGACAUGGUUGAAAUGAUAUGUGUAUAUUAAAUUUCCUCUAUUAUAAUUUUUUGGUGUGAACUGAAAACUGUCUUAGUUGACCAGCCUCUGGCUGUAUUUGAACAAACAACCCCAAAAUUUUAAGAUUUAAUUGCUUUUUAGGCUUA